AUGCCGAGGGCGCAGCUGGCAAGAGAGAAAAACAUCAAAAGUCUGCUGGGGGUAGUCAUCAGUGGUCGGUUUCGCAUCGUUGAGUGUGUAGGCGGGGGCUCCUUUGGCGACGUAUUCAUGGGCGUAAAUAUUUAUAGUGGCACACGCGUGGCCGUCAAGGUGGAGCCGUCCAAGAGGCACGGCCAGGUACUGACGGAGUACCGCACCUACAGAACGUUAAAUGAGUGUGCACUGGCCGUGGGCAUUCCGCAGGUGUACUUUGGAGGUAAGGUUGGGGACUACAACGUGGUGGUGAUGGAUUUACUGGGGCCCAACCUCGAGCAGGUUUUCAACCUCUGUGGCCGCAAGUUCGGAGUAAAGACAGUGUGCAUGAUAGGUAUACAAAUCUUUCAGCGAAUGCAGAGUAUGCACUGCAUGAAUUACAUUCAUAGAGACAUUAAACCCGAAAAUUUUGUUUUGGGUGUGAGGGAAAAUUCGCAAAUCGUGUACGUGAUUGACCUGGGCCUGGCUAAGCGUUACCGGGAUCCCCGCACGUUGCAGCAUAUUCCGUGGGAGAGCAACAAAUCCCUCGCGGGUACAGUUCGCUACAUGAGUAUAAACACCCAUCGGGGCAUCGCGCAGACACGCAGGGAUGACUUGGAAUCGGUCAUGUAUCUUCUUUUUUAUUUUCUCCGCGGGGGUCUGCCAUGGCAGGGAAUGAAGCACCAAGCAAAUGACCACAACUACGAGGGUAUUUGUGACAUGAAGGUUCACAUUACUCCUCAUACCCUUGCCGAGGGGUAUCCAAGGCAGUUUGCAACCCUUUUGGAAUAUACACGUUCUUUAAGGUUUGAAGAGACUCCGAGCUACUCUUUUUGUUUGCAGUUGCUAAACGACGUGCUUGCAGCACGCGGGGAGACUUUUGACUAUCAGUAUUCCUGGCUGGAGAACUUGGGCCUACGGCUGACGGAGGAGGCGAACGAUGAAGAGACAGUGGAAGACGAGCCUCCGCCAGCGCCCGCCUCAUCCACCGCACGGAGCAAGCACCGGUCAGCAUCCACAAACGCGACACACUAUCAGGGCACGAGUUACAAAGGGUAUGAGGAGGACACAUGA
Molecule: messenger RNA, 1095 nt
Organism: Trypanosoma conorhini
Lineage: Eukaryota; Euglenozoa; Kinetoplastea; Trypanosomatida; Trypanosomatidae
Product: casein kinase 1 isoform 2
Exons: 1
Coding region: 1-1095 (364 amino acids)
Biological process (GO): signal transduction; peptidyl-serine phosphorylation; endocytosis
Cellular component (GO): nucleus; cytoplasm
Molecular function (GO): ATP binding; protein serine/threonine kinase activity
Source: RefSeq, a predicted model, not a curated record